AUGCACCGGCUGGUGGGCUCGUCUCCGAUCACGCCUCCAAGCUUUAGCGCCGCCGUCUCUGCUGCUGCCGAUGUAUCUGCUUCUCUGAACAGGUCUCAUCCGAUUACAGUGACGCCGAUUUCCGCUGCUUACCCGUCCGGCGAUCCUAUGCUGAUGAUGUCCGGUGGUGCUCUUGCUAGGGUUCGAUUAUCUGAAAUUCUGCCUUACGAAGGGGCUCCUUCUCCGACUUACGUUAAAGCCGUUGAGACUCUGUCUGUGUCUUUGAUGAGAUAUAACGCUUCCGUGAUCGAGCUCGGUAGCGAAGACGCUGCACUCUUGCGGUGUGGCCUUGAAGCUGCUCGCUUGUAUUUCAGAACUAGAAGCGUUAACGUCUCUGGCAAAGGCAAUCGCGGCCUCUCUAUGUACAGAGCCGGAAGAUCUGUUGAAGAUUUAGAUUCUUCUCCUCCAUGCAUGGCUGAGAUAUUCCGGUGCUUGGGGAAAGUAGCAAGAGCUGCUUUAUCUGCGAUAGCAAGGCAUCUGCGUCUAAGAAGCGAUGUUUUUAACCAUAUGCUCGACGACUUUCCACUAGCUCCGAACGAGGUUUCCUCGUCUGUGCUACUGGCUUCCUAUGCUCAUGCAUCUAUCCAAAAUGGAAAACCUGGUUCUGGAGGUGGGAAUCUAUCCGCUAAUGUCGAAAUUGAGAAGGGUUUGUUGACACUCUUCUGCUCAGAUGGCACUGGCAUUCAGGUGUGUGACCCAAAUGGUCGUUGGUACGCAGCAGAUAAUGGAUGUGGGGUUUGUGAUAUCUUACUGAUUACUGGCAAAGCGCUUAGUCAUGCUACUGCAGGUCUCCGUCCAGCUGCCUCUUAUAGAGCUACUACUGAUCAUUUGUCUGGCAGUGGAAGGGCCUCACUAGCAUUUAGGCUGAUGCCGAAAAGUAAUGCUAUAUUAGAUUGCUCCCCAAUAGAAGCAGCUGGCCAUAUAAUUCCUCAAAGCUAUGUGCCAGUAUCUGUCAGUCAGUUUAUGGAUAACCUCUUGGCCGAGAAUGACAUACUAGUUAGUCCGCCUGUGAAAACCAACGUAUUACGGGAUGAUGUUUGCAAAGAGCCUUCCUUAAGAAGUAUUCUAUCAGAUCCAGUUUCUGGUGCUUUUCUUGAAGAUGCAUCGGUUGUUUCUUGUGGACAUUCAUUUGGUGGCCUCAUGCUUAGAAGAGUCCUUGAAAUGUCUAGAUGUACGCUCUGCAAUGCAGAAAUCGAUACUGGGUCUCUGGUCCCUAACCAUGCUCUUAGAGCUGCCGCUUCAGCUGUAAAGCAACAGGAUGAUAAAAGACUUUUCCAUAACGCAGCAAUGCGAAGGCGUAGAAAAGAAAUGAGUGAUCAAAUGGAUGUGGAAAAUGGAGAUCCAGCUACGGAUGAUGGAUUGCAGCGAGUAGUGCAUUAUCCAUUUGCUGUAAACGAGAAAGUGCUUAUCAAGGGAAACCGGAGAACCCCGGAAAAGUUUGUUGGAAAAGAAGCAAUCGUGACAUCUCAAUGUCUCAAUGGCUGGUAUCUACUAAAGAUUCUGGAAACUGGAGACAACGUUCGGCUGCAAUACAGAUCCCUGAAAAAGAUGAUGAACGAUGAUGACAGAGGAGGAAGCCUACAUGUUCAACCGGUUGAGAGCAAUAGCUUGUAG
Messenger RNA from Microthlaspi erraticum, 1653 nucleotides. Lineage: Eukaryota; Viridiplantae; Streptophyta; Magnoliopsida; Brassicales; Brassicaceae. The record is from the annotation of a GenBank genome assembly.